AUGAGGUGCGUCGCGUGGUGGGUCCUUCUCGUGGCCGCCGCGUUGGUGGGCGCUCGAGGGAACCGCACUCUGUCCGCGCUCGCGUCGGUGUCGGAGACGUGGUACGACGACCGGUUCGCGCUGGUUCCGGUUGAGUUCGGCGGCGGUGGCGGUGACGGCGAGGGCGCGGUGGGGCUUCGCGGGGAGCUCCCGUGCCAGACGUACUCGGCGAACUCGAGGUCCUGCGAGGAACUCAACGGCUCCGGGUCGUUCAACACCACCUGCGUUAUAAGCUCCAGCUCUUCGCUGGACGGUGAUCUGUGCGUGUACGGCGACGGGAGCGUGGAGAUUCGGUCCCACGUCAAGAUCAUCUGCCCCGUCAGGGGAUGCUACAUCACCGUCAAUGUCUCGGGGAGCAUCAGGAUUGGCGAGCAUGUCGAGGUGAUUUCAGGGUCGGUUAGCCUGUACGCGGCCAAUGUGUCGUUGGAUCGCCACUCCACCAUCAACACCACUGCGCUCGCUGGUGAGCCUCCUCCCCAGACGAGUGGGACGCCGCACAGCCUGGAAGGGGCAGGUGGUGGACAUGGUGGGAGGGGUGCGUCAUGUAAAGUCUCCAAUGACACCAACUGGGGAGGCGAUGUGUAUGCGUGGUCGACGUUGGAUUGGCCCUGGAGCUAUGGCAGCAUGGGCGGCAGCAUGUCCGCUGAUCAGUUUGGAGGGUAUGGUGGAGGCCGCGUCAUGCUUAGGACAACCGACUUUCUGAAUGUUGAUGGACAGGUGCUUGCUGAAGGUGGUGUUGGCAGUCUCAAAGGUGGCGGCGGCUCGGGGGGAAGCAUUAUAAUACAGGCUUUCAAGCUGUAA
Molecule: messenger RNA, 840 nt
Organism: Miscanthus lutarioriparius
Lineage: Eukaryota; Viridiplantae; Streptophyta; Magnoliopsida; Poales; Poaceae
Source: the annotation of a GenBank genome assembly